AUGCUCGCGGGCGUUGAUCCCGCGACGAUGAAUUUCCCAUUCCCAUACCCUUACGAGGACGACGACAUGAGUUCGGCCGCUCAGUCGAUGCUGGAUCCCUCGGCGGUGAUGACUAUGACGAUGACAGCGGAAGAUGUACUCCUCCCGAGGUCGCAAUGGCCUGUUCCCAACGCGUUUUCGUUCCAACAACCAAGACCACAGCAACGAAACCGAUCCCAAUCCCAAUCCCAAGAGCAAGUUCAAACAUACCACCGCCAAAAACAGCAACACCAAUGGCAUGAAAAGUUAGACUCACACGUCCCCUCUCCUCCUUCUUCUUCUGCAUCUUCUUCUCCCUCUCCAGCCUAUCCCUCCACAGCCACUACUGCGUACAAAAGCGAGACCUCUCGCUGGCGCGCCCUGGUCGCCCGAGACGCCCUUGCGACGGACGCGUUUGUCUACGCCGUCAUCACCACCAAGAUCUACUGCCGGCCCAACUGCAGCGCGCGGCUGGCUCGACGCGCCAAUGUGCGGUUUUUCGACCUCGCGCAGCAGGCGGAGCGAGGCGGGUUCAGGGCGUGUAAGCGGUGCAAGCCGAACAGUCGGGCCAAGUCCGCGCGUGUGGUUGAGGGUGUCUCGUCAUCGGCGGCGUCUUCAUCUUCUUCUUCGUCUUCACCAGAGGCUACUCCCACGCCCGGUUCGGCGUCCGGUGCAGAGGCGGAACUCGUGGCUUGUCGGAAUAUCGCGCCCGCAUCUGCAUCUGCAUCUGCAUCGGCUGAGACGAGUCCGGAGCAAUACGGCGAUGCAAAUACUGGCACGGGCACUGCCAGUGCCGCUGAUUACGGUGUGGAACUGGAAGAGGACAUCCACACCAAAAUCGACCGCGCCGUCCACCUCGUCCGGCAAGCAGCGUCGGCAUCCGAAAACCCCCAACCCCUCAGCCUCUCGCAGCUGUCCGCGCAGGUCGGGCUGAGCAAGUGGCACCUGCAGCGCGUGUUCAAGAAACUCCAGGGCGUCACGCCGCGCGAGAUGGCCGAGGAGAUUAUUCGGGCGAAGCAGACGACGAGCACGGUGUUGGGGGUGUCCUUGGCCGCGCAUGCCGUCUCUGAUGAGAAGGAGAUGGAGGAGGAGGGGGAGUGGUAUGCUAGUGGACUAUCCGCGUCCAGACCUUCAGACAUCAAUGUGGGAUAUGGACUCGCACAGCCACCGUCGCUACCUCUGCCACUGCCGCUGCUGGAUAGUACUGGUACCGGUGCCGGUCUGGACUGGUUCGACGAGGACGCCCUCUUUGACUCUCACUACAACCAACCACAGUACCAGCACCAGCAGCACCAGCAGCACCAGCAGCAGGAAGAGGAACAACUACCAUUACCAGUACCGGUGCCAGUGCCUUUCGCGGAUUGUGCUCGCCAGACUUUGACGAUGCCGAUGGAUCUGGAUAUGGAAAUGGACAUGGUGUGGGGGAUCGAUAUGGAUAUGGACAUGGACCUCAAUCUCCACGCUGCGUCCGAAGUGGAGGGUCUCCUGAAUGACCUGUUCCCGGAGAUCCUUGUGUAUUGA
Molecule: messenger RNA, 1539 nt
Organism: Fonsecaea multimorphosa CBS 102226
Lineage: Eukaryota; Fungi; Ascomycota; Eurotiomycetes; Chaetothyriales; Herpotrichiellaceae
Exons: 1
Coding region: 1-1539 (512 amino acids)
Biological process (GO): DNA repair; regulation of DNA-templated transcription
Molecular function (GO): sequence-specific DNA binding; DNA-binding transcription factor activity; zinc ion binding
Source: RefSeq, a predicted model, not a curated record